CCCUGCUGAGGUUCAACCAGGCCAUCCUUGUCUCCCGGCAUGAUCCAGCCUCACGCAAGAAGGUGGUGGAGGAAGUGAAGAAACGAGCAACAUCCCAGGGGAAAUGGCCACAGGUGCUUUUCUUUCCAGAGGGGACCUGCUCAAACAAAAAAGCCUUACUGAAGUUUAAACCAGGUGCCUUCAUAUCUGGUGUUCCCAUUCAGCCGGUCCUCAUUCGCUACCCCAACUCUCUGGAUUCAACAACCUGGGCAUGGAGAGGACCUGGAGUGUUAAAAGUCAUCUGGUUGACUGCGUCUCAGCCUUGCACAACUGUAGAAGUAGAGUUUCUCCCAGUUUAUCAGCCCAGCCCUGAAGAGGCUGUGAACCCCACACUAUAUGCUAACAAUGUCCAGAAAGUGAUGGCCAAAGCUCUGGGGAUCCCUGCCACAGACUGUGAAUUUGUGGGCAACCUCCCAGUCACCGUUGUAGGGCGCUUGAGAGUAGCCCUGGAGCCACGCAUCUGGGAAUUGGGGAAGGUUCUCCGGAAGGCCAGAUACCUAACAGAAGGACUCAAAUGCAACUUGAAUUCGCCUCCUGUUGGCACUUCAGGGCAGGUGGGACCAAGUGAGCUCGCCCACUGGCUGGGACUGGCGUGUCCUAAAGCUGUGGAAGAGAUCUGCAUCUAUUUCCAGCAGGAUGCUGAUGGAAACAUGGAUGCCCGGGAAGUGGCCCUAGCGCUGGAAGCUCUACAGGGAGAACAUGACCCACAGCAACUGACACGUCGUGCUUUUGAGCUAUUCUCAGAGGUGGAGGCCAGGACAGGAAACUCCUGCCUGCGACAAGACGGAUUCUGCGCCAUUUUGCGCCUCCUGCUGGGCACUCCAGGUGUGGAUGGAGCUGAACUCUUUAGCCGGCUCUGCACUGAGGACCACAGCCAGGACGGGCUUACCCUCGAUGAAUUCCAGGACUUCUCUCUCCGUCAUUCUGACUAUGCCCGUCUGUUCAGCACGUAUCUGCGUCCCCCCGCAACCUGCACUUUGCCCAAGCCUGCCCUUUCCUCCACUUACCCUAAUGGUGUCUCUGCCAUCUCUCCCAAAAGCAAAGGUGACUGAAUCCCUCCCCUACCUGUUAAGCCAUGUGUAUCCAAUGUCCGUGACAACAACCCACACAGACACACAGCCAUGCCACAUCCUUGGCCACAACAGAGCCCGUUCCCUUGCUUGCUCCCUGCUGCUGGGGUGGUCAGGCAGACUGGAGCCGAGACCCCCUCCCCAUCUCAGGGCAAACGAAAAUGGGGAAAUCACAGCCGCAAAUUCUUUGGGAUUGGGGCUUCUCUGUGUUUACUUUAGAGUUUGUUUGGGGGAGGGUGGGGCUAGGUUUUAAUUUUAUCCUUUAUUUUAUGUUGUUGAUUUUAGUUUCAUUUUUUUAUCAAGAGGAAGGAUGAACAGAAGAAUGAGAUAGUGUCGUUUUUGGGUUUCAUUUUCUGUUUUGUAAAAUAUAAGAAAGUGCUAUUUUAUAUAUAAGAU
This is a messenger RNA of Python bivittatus (Burmese python), 1505 nucleotides long. Lineage: Eukaryota; Metazoa; Chordata; Lepidosauria; Squamata; Pythonidae. The record is from RefSeq and is a predicted model, not a curated record.